This is a messenger RNA of Suillus paluster, 606 nucleotides long. RefSeq lists its product as uncharacterized. The record is from RefSeq and is a predicted model, not a curated record. NCBI's taxonomy places the organism in Eukaryota, Fungi, Basidiomycota, Agaricomycetes, Boletales, Suillaceae. The coding region runs from base 1 to 606 and encodes 201 amino acids. The transcript has 5 exons.
AUGUCGAUGCUACCAGAUGUUAGAAAGGGUUUUGCGGUCAUCAGGGUUUAUUACCUGUCAGCAGUUGUCCUUCUAGCAAUACCCUGGAUCCAAGUCCAAGUCCAAUCAUCUUCUGGAAAAACGGCGAAUAUCAAGCUUAAGACAACAGACAAUCACACUAUUGGCGCGUGGUUUAUUCUCUCAGACACGAUAUAUCAGGAGCUACCCUUUCCAACGCCUCCCCAUGCUGCAUUAUCGUGGAUUCGGGGGGAUAGUUCAGGCACGCCUACAGAGGAUGGCUUGUCGACGGAUGCAAGAGCUGCAUGGGAUUGGCUGAUCGCGCAGGGUGCUUCGCCUCUAUUUCCUGUCAUGUUACCUAUCAACGCGAUCCCUCGAGCGGCUGAAACGGGGACCAUCGCUUUCAACCAUAUUCGGGCAGGCGAGAAAGUUGACUGCUGGUUCACGACUAUGAACGUCCCUACCUUCAUCGAGCAAUCUCUCUGUCUUCCCUUUUGCACUGUUGCACGUGGGCAACUGGUUGGAGAAUCAAUGAAUAUCCCGCCGGAGUGCGUGGAGGAGGCAUCGUCAUCCGUGAUAUGGAUGCCGACGGCGACUGCCCCACGCUAG